Molecule: messenger RNA, 919 nt
Organism: Eremomyces bilateralis CBS 781.70
Lineage: Eukaryota; Fungi; Ascomycota; Dothideomycetes; Eremomycetales; Eremomycetaceae
Exons: 4
Coding region: 16-855 (279 amino acids)
Source: RefSeq, a predicted model, not a curated record
UAUACUUGGACUGAGAUGACAUUGGUCGGACGGUGGACGCAGAAGCAUACGUUUGCUCUAUGCUUUGGCGCACCCAGAGACUUGCAAUGUAAUCUUGAAUCUGCCCUCUCAAGAGACAUUCGAGGGAUCUGCUUCCAGGAUCCAUUUGCAUUGCUUAGCCCCAUUCUUAACGAAACUCUAAUUCUGUAUGACCGGUCUGUCUGGCGUGUUCGAGAUCAGAUCCGUUUAGUGGAAGCUGAUAGGGAGAAGGAAUUGGUUGUUGAACCCGACUUCUCUGUGCUCCAUGAGCUUGCAAGGCACGCCAUCCACUCGUCCGAAACACUUUCCGUUACAACUCUAUCAUUACAAACUUUAAGAACGCAUCAACGCCAUUACCGCAGGAAUUCAACGGUAGUGAAGGGUACUACUCAGAUACCGACAGUGGUAGCAGAGAUGGACUUUCAAUUACAAAUGUUAGAGAAUCUGAAAUUACGGUCAGACGCCAACGAGGCGAGGCUAAAGAAUGAAAUCACUUUGGCGUACAAUAUGAUAACCCAGCGAGAUAGUAGAGUCAUGCUGGAGAUCGGAAAUGCAGCUAAAAAGGAUAGCGCAACUAUGAAAACGAUUGCGAUCCUGACGAUGGCAUUUUUGCCAGCCACAUUCACAUCAACGGUAUUCGGUAUGACAUUUUUCGAUUACUCGCCCAGUAAUGGAAACCAGUCGUGGACUGUAUCGGGGAAGUUCUGGAUAUAUUGGGUUACAGCAAUUCCAUUAACGAUUCUGACUAUACUGGUCUGGUUCGCUUCUCGACGCGAUAACACUAGGAGGUUCUUAUGUUCUUAUAUGACUGUUAACGACGUUGAAAAGGCUAAAUAGGAUGAGUAGCCUCAUGGUUCAACAUAGUCUGUGUUGUGAUCAAUUAUCCAACUACACAAGAUAC